Molecule: messenger RNA, 8445 nt
Organism: Pungitius pungitius (ninespine stickleback)
Lineage: Eukaryota; Metazoa; Chordata; Actinopteri; Perciformes; Gasterosteidae
Product: collagen alpha-1(VII) chain
Exons: 103
Coding region: 409-8445 (2678 amino acids)
Molecular function (GO): protein binding
Source: RefSeq, a predicted model, not a curated record
UGGGGGGAAUCAGAAAGGGCUCCUUCAGGCAUCUGAACAAGUCUGGACUGUUCUGCUCGUGUUCAGCUAGGCAGCCUCUGGAAUCAGAAACAAUUCGUUUCCUUCUGCAUGGAUGCAGCGACAGGAGUUGGAUCCAUGAGCUGCAGCGGAUGAUCCUGGAGUACAACUGCGCUCUUUUUAGUUAAACUGGACACCGCUGACUGGGGAUACUACCGCGUGUCCUGACAGUGCACACUCACACACGCACGCACACACACACACACACACACACACACACACACACACACAGACACACACGCACACACACACACAACUGGGCAUGCCACAGGUGGAGCGGUGAGGAGCGGCAGGUUGUGGCCCCGGUGCACGGAGCAGAGGUCUCCUCCAACCCCCCCCCAGGUUGUGAAGAUGUGGAACUGGUUUUUCACUGUGACUGUCCUGCUGUCCUCAAUGAAAAGGAUUGAAGCUCAGGGCAGGUGUAGUAAUGUGCAAGCAGCAGAUAUUGUUUUCCUGGUUGACGGGUCUUCCAGCAUCGGCCGUGCUCACUUCCUGCAGGUGAAAGGCUUUAUUGCUGGGGUCAUCAAGCCGUUCGCCAGCUCUGUCAGCGAGUCAGGGAUACGGUUUGGGGUCAUACAGUACAGCGACACCCCAAGGGUUGAAUUUACAUUUAGCACCUACCUGGUUGGCACCGACCUGGUCAACGCUGUAGAGAGUCUGAACUAUAAAGGAGGGAACACGCGGACUGGUGCUGGUCUCAAGUUUGUCGCUGAUAACUUCUUCAAUCCUACGAUCAGUCGGGAUGUACCAAAGAUCACUGUCCUCAUAACAGACGGAAAGUCACAGGACAGCGUGGAAGAGCCAGCACAGAAGCUGCGCAGUCAAGGAGUCCAUGUUUUUGCAGUUGGUAUAAAGAGCGCCGACAGGAAGGAAUUGGCUCAGAUUGCCUCCCAGCCCAGCAGUGAUUUCACCUCCUUUGUUGGAGACUUCAAACUGCUGAACACACUUCUUCCCCUUGUGAGCCCUAAAGUUUGUUCCAAAGCCGGAGGGGUCUAUGCUAACGAUGAGGCCUUUUCUGGUCCGUCCAACAUUCAGUUCACCAGCCAAACGUCUGAUGCUCUGCGGUUUCGCUGGGCUGCGGCAGGGGGACCUUUGACUGGCUACUUGGUCCAGUAUGUGCCACUCUCUGGUCUGGGUCAACCAAUCACAGCAGAGCUGCGUCAGGAGACUGUGUCUGCCAGUCAGAGGAGCUUUACCGCACAAGAGCUGAGGUCUGGAACCGACUACCUGGUGACUGUCAUUGCUCAGUACCCCAACAGUGUUGGGGAGUCUGUGUCUGCCAAGCAACAAACCAGGUCUUUGCCAGCGGCCACCAGCCUGCGCCUGGUCCAGGCAGGCUUCUUCUCUCUCUCUGUGGGCUGGGACCGGCCUUCGUCUCCUGCGCGGGGCUACAGGAUCACCUACGGACCACGAGGUCAGCCGGCAGCUCAGUUGUUGGAGCAGUCUCUGUCGGCAGACUCCACUUCUGUCACCUUGGAGUCACUUCAGCCCGACACAGAGUACGUCGUCAGCCUCUAUCCCCUGUUCCCCCGAAACACUGCGUCCCCGUCCAUCCUCAACGCCCGCACAUUGCGCCUCGAGGCUGUGCAGCAGCUGUCAGUGGAGACGGUGUCGGAGGGCAGCGUUCGGGUGCGGUGGAGAGGUGUCAAUGGUGCACGGGCCUACCGACUGGUCUGGGGACCGAUUACAGGUCGGAAUGUCGAGACAGUGGAGAUUGCCGAUGAGUUUCACACUUUGUCCAGACUGCAGUCUGACACCGAGUACAUCGUCACCAUCAUCCCGUUGUAUGACGGCAACACUGAGGGCCCCGUGGCCACCGCCAGCUUUAAGAUAGAUCGUCAGGAGCAGCAGGUUCUCAGAGCAGCCACCAUCGGACCCUCCUCUAUUCGCCUCACUUGGAGAAUCAUUGAGUCAUCUCAGGGGUACCGCCUGGAAUGGAGGGCUGGGGAAGGAGGCCGUAUCCAGAGCCUACCUUUUUCUAGAACGACUUCAAGCCAUGAGCUCACAGGUCUUCAACCUAACACAGAAUAUAUCAUCACCCUCUAUACGCUGUUCGAAGGCCGUGAAGAGGACACACCUGUCACCUUUGUAUCCAACGAGGAACAGCCAGUGGGGAGGGUGUCCAACCUGAGAGUUGUGGAGUCCCUGGGCAGCACGGUGAGGCUCGGCUGGACAGGCGUCGCCGGGGCAACACAGUACCGCAUCAGUAUCCUGAACACAGAAGCGGGGUCAGAGGAAACACGGCGUAUUCCUGGUAACCAGACGACCCUUGACCUCAGAGACCUGAUAGUUGGCGUGCCUUAUGGUGUCAUUGUCGUAGCGCUAGUUGGAGAAAAUGAAGGGGACCCAGUUACUGUUUACAUCAAACCAGAGCAAGAUGUUGGCAGAGUGACUAACCUUAGAGUGACAAACGCAAACAGUCGGAGAAUUCGAAUUGCCUGGGCAGGUGCUACAGGGGCAACAGGUUACAGGGUUACUUGGAGACAAGGCAACAAUGCAGAGCAGGCCCGUGUCCUUGGCGCGGAGGUCACAGCCUUCACCAUCGACGGCCUGCAGCCAGACGAGGCGCUGGUGAUUGGUGUGGCUUCCAUGCUCGAUCAACGGGUUGGAGAGGUGGUCACACUGUCUAGUCGAACCAAUCCAAACGGUGGAUCAGUGGCUGGCCUCCGCAUCGUUGACGUUACAUCGCAGAGGAUACGCAUUGCAUGGUCGCGUUCCACCAGGGCGACUGGCUAUAAGGUCACAUGGCGCCGCGCUGAUGGUGUCCAAUCAACUAAUAACGUGGCCGCAGAUGUCUCUUCCUUCACCAUUGAUGGGCUGCAGUCAGAUUCCGCCUACAACAUACUAGUUUCUUCACUGACUGGCACUCGAGAGGGAAGUCCUUCCACCCUGAGUGUCAGAACAGAGUCGGAUCCCUCUGUGGUCGGGAGUGUGACGUCCCUGAAAAUCCAGGAGGGCCGUGGAGAGGUUGUCCGAGUCUCUUGGGUCGGUGUGCAGGGAGCGACGGCUUAUCGGGUGUCUUGGAAGAGAACGGAUGGUGGUGAAGAGAGGAGUCAGCUGGUGGGGGGAGACGUGACAGCAGUGGAUUUGGACCAGUUGGACCCUGGAGCCCAAUAUGUGGUGCAGGUCAUGGCUUUAGUUCAGAACAGGGAGGGAACCCCUGUGUCUGUCAGAAUCACCACACCUGGGAACCCCUCCCCCCCAGUGGCCACCAUAACCGUACGAGUGGCAGAGGUUACCCGGAAUUCUAUGCGGAUUGGUUGGAAUCCAGUCGCUGGCGCCACAGGAUACAUUCUACGCUGGAGGGAGGAGACAGAGGUUGGCGGAGGCCUGUCUGUCACGCUCCCUGCUGCGUCCAGCUCUUACCAGGUGACGGGGCUGCGUUUGGGCCGCCGUUAUCGCUUUACAGUGCAAGCCACCUUUCCAAAUGGGUUUGGAACUGAGAGCUCCGUUGUUGAACGCACAACAGUUUGUGUGGGCGGGCGUCUGGACGUGGUGUUUCUGGUUCCAGCAUCCACUGACCGGAUUAGCAUCGCGAGACCUCUGCGCGAACUGCUGACGAGUGCAGCAGGCUCGCUGGAAACCAUCGGACCCGGCGACUCUCAGUUGGGAAUUGUAGUCUAUGGUUACAGACCCAAAUUAUGGUUCCUGCUUAAUCGCCAUGGCAGGUCUGACACACUUCUCCAAGAGAUCCUGUCCACGCCAUUUGACGAAAGUCCCGGGAACAACAUUGGUGAGGCGGUGAGAUACACCAGGCAGUACCUUCUGACCCCCUCAGCUGGACGGAGGCCGAGGGUCCCCGGUGCUGUCGUCAUCAUUGCUGACAAAACAUCAGCGGACAACCUGACUCUCGCAGCCAACAGUCUCAGGGCUACAGGUGUGACAGUGUUGGCUGUUGGUACGGACCAGGCGAACACCGAGGAGCUGCGUCGGGCAGUGACUGACGGCAGCACCCAGAACGUCCUGUUUGUCCGUGAUGCUUCACAGUUGGACACCGUACAUAGUGAUCUUGCAGACCUGCUCUGUGGCAUCGCCAGAAUACCAGACGUAGGUCCAGGUCCAGAGCCAUGCACCGUUCAGUGUCCUCAGGGUGAAAGGGGAUAUCGUGGAGAGAAGGGUGAGAGAGGCAGAGACGGUGCAGAUGGGACCAAGGGAGAUCCUGGCCGUGACGGUCUGCCUGGGAGAGAAGGCCCCAGAGGACCUGAAGGACGCCCAGGUGCACCGGGCCAAACUAUCCCUAUUGACCCCUCAUUGGGGGUGAAAGGUGAAAAAGGGGAAAGAGGUUUUCCUGGCAUCGAUGGAAGUGCAGGUUUGCCAGGACGGCCAGGCUCACCUGGAAACACAGGGGUCCCGGGCUCACAGGGCCUGUCCGGAGUCAGAGGAGAUCCAGGCCAACCAGGUGGGAUAGGUCCACUGGGUCCAAAGGGGACUAAAGGUGAAAGGGGUGAACCAGGCUCCGUUAUAUCAGGAGGGGGUCUUCCUGGGAGGAAAGGAGAGGCAGGCAUCCCUGGAAUACCGGGUACUCCUGGUCGGCCAGGCAUCGAUGGGACCAAAGGAGCCUCUGGAGCUCCGGGUACACCUGGUCAGGAUGGUCGCCCGGGUUUAUCAGGAACGCCGGGACUCUCCAUCAAGGGAGACAAGGGCAGCACAGGAGAUAGGGGACCUCCAGGAGUUGGAAGUGGGGUGGCCGUGAAGGGCGAGAAAGGCUCCCCAGGUGACGUAGGACCUCCAGGAGCUCAGAGUCCUCGAGGCCCAUCAGGACCUCAAGGCAGCAAAGGAGACAAGGGCGAUAAAGGCGAAGGCGUUCCUGGACUUACUGGCAGGCAAGGAGACCCUGGGGACAGAGGUCCCCGUGGGCCUCCAGGUGAAAGUGGUACUAAGGGUGACCGAGGACAGCCAGGUGAGGCUGGAUUGCAGGGAGACAGGGGGGAGCGAGGACCAGCUGGUGAAACUGGGGCGAGAGGUGACUCAGGGAAGCCGGGCCUCGCAGGAGCAACAGGGUUAAGAGGUUUACCGGGACCCAGUGGACCGGCAGGAGAAAAGGGAGCCGAGGGCGCACGAGGGGAGCCUGGCAGAAGUGCUCCAAGUUUUCCAGGGAAGAAAGGGGAACAGGGGGACCGAGGCCUGGCUGGUAAUGAUGGGGCGAGGGGAGACAAGGGCGACGCCGGACAGAAGGGGGAGAAAGGGUCUUCAGGGUCAGGAGGGUCAGCUGUUGGAGUUAAAGGAGAGCCGGGAGAGAGAGGACUUGCUGGUAUCAAUGGAAGACCGGGCGCCAAGGGAGAUCAAGGUGAUCCUGGAGAGCGUGGGGACAAUGGCAGGCCAGGAAUCGCAGGGAAGCCUGGUCUCGCUGGGAAAGAGGGAGAAAGAGGAGAGAAGGGUGAUGAAGGCACACCUGGGGAGUCUGGUCCUCCUGGGAAGCAAGGAGAACGAGGACUGAGGGGACUGGCUGGUCAGCCGGGUCGACCGGGAGAAAAAGGAGACGCGGGAGACCCAGGAGAGCACGGACGAAACGGCAGCCCUGGACCCGCAGGACCCAGAGGAGAGAAAGGAGAACUGGGACCCCAAGGCCUUCCAGGACCACCAGGAAAAGUGGCUGACAUUAAGGGCCAGUUGAGAGGAGAUCGAGGAGAGAAGGGAGACAGUGGGGACCCGGGAGAGCACGGCGGCAAAGGUCAGAAAGGUGAAGCCGGCACUCCUGGAGCCCCAGGCCUACGGGGUCCCGAGGGACAGCGGGGACCCGCAGGCACAAGAGGCGACACAGGAGACAGAGGAGCGCCUGGAGAGAAGGGGGAAAGGGGAACAUCUGGCUUGGAUGGACGUCCCGGUCUGGAUGGUAAACAAGGUGCUGCUGGACCACCUGGUCUGAGGGGUGAUCCUGGGAAGCAGGGUGAUCCUGGAAGAGACGGUUUACCGGGACUAAGAGGGGACCAGGGCCCCCCGGGGCCUGUUGGGCCUCUGGGCACCGCAGGGACACCUGGUAAAGCAGGUGAAAAUGGCAAACCUGGUUCUCCUGGCAAAACGGGCGAGGACGGUGUGCCAGGUGAAGAUGGGAGAAAGGGUGACAAAGGAGAUUCAGGAGCUGCAGGAAGAGACGGCCGAGACGGGCAGAAAGGAGAGCGGGGUCUUGCUGGUUCUGUCGGACCCUCUGGCCCUUCCGGGCUCCCUGGAGUACCCGGCAGCAUUGGUCCUCCUGGACAGGUGGUGUACGUUAAAGGAGUUGAAGCGGCACCGAUCCCCGGCCCCCAGGGGCCCGCGGGAACCCCUGGCGUGCCUGGGAUCCCUGGAGCUGUGGGACUCCGAGGAGAAAGAGGCCCAACUGGCCUGAAAGGUGAAACUGGAGACCCAGGAGAGGACGGAACGCCUGGCAAACCUGGCACAGCAGUGGAUGUGCAAAGGGCUCUGGCCAAUCUAGGGAUUCAGGUGUUGGAUCUAAAGGCCAUUGUGGACAAGAAGGACAUACCACUGACUCCUAUAGUGCAGAGGGCAGUGAAAGGGGACAAAGGAGACGGUGGUGAACCUGGACCGAGAGGGCCAUCUGGAGCCGACGGUUCCCGUGGUUUUCAAGGAGAGAGAGGAGCCAAAGGGGAUCAAGGAGAGCGAGGACUCACGGGAGCCACUGGACCUCCGGGUAGAGCCAUUGGAGAGCGAGGGCCGGUGGGACCCCCGGGGCCCCCCGGAGAUUCAGGCAAACCAGGAAUACCGGGAGUUCCUGGGCGAGUUGGUGAACUAGGAGAGGCUGGAAGGCCAGGAGAGAGGGGAGAUAGAGGAGAGAAAGGGGACAAAGGAGACGCUGGUAAAGUCGGGCUUACAGGAAUGGCCGGCCCACCUGGUCAAAAGGGAGCAUCAGCUGACUCUGUACUAAUUGGUACACCUGGAACCCGAGGGCCUCCAGGGGGUAUGGGACAGAAAGGAGAAGCCGGUGCUACAGGAUCACCUGGACCUCCAGGAGAACGGGGUUUUGCAGGCUCUCGCGGUGACAAAGGAGACAGAGGACAGUCUGGAGAAACAGGACGUGAUGGCUCGCAGGGAUCACCAGGAGAACCAGGAAAACCAGGUCAGGAUGGUAAACCGGGCCUGCCUGGGUUCCCAGGAGUUCUAGGCAGACCGGGAAACCCCGGAGAGCCUGGAAUUAGAGGGCCGACUGGCCCCAUGGGUCCCAACGGGCUUCCAGGUCCAGCAGGUGUGAAGGGCAAUCAAGGAGAGCCAGGCUUUGGUGUCAAGGGUCCUCCCGGGGCCCAGGGGAGCACAGGUCUGCCGGGACCAAUAGGUGCCCCUGGAGCUGUAGGUCCACAGGGCGCUCCAGGACUGUCGGGGCAGGUGGGGGAAUCGGGUAAACCAGGAGUCCCUGGAAGAGAUGGGGUGCCUGGGAAAGAAGGAAUACCUGGAUUACCAGGAAAGCAGGGCAUUGCUGGACCUCCAGGCCAGGCAGGCUUAAAGGGGGAGCAGGGAGACAGCGGCCCUCCAGGGAAGUCUGUGGCUGGACCCCCUGGAUCCAAAGGAGAGAGGGGUCUUAGUGGUCAAACACUCCCAGGCACAACUGGAGAGAGAGGUCUGCCUGGGGAAAAGGGUAACAGGGGAGACAAAGGAGCUGCUGCCAGCAAGGGAGAGAGAGGAGUGGAUGGGGAACCAGGAGAGCCUGGAGAAGAUGGGUCACAGGGAUCGCCGGGGCCAAAAGGAGAUAAGGGAGAGAAGGGCAUCGGACUGCCAGGUCCUCCUGGUCAGGUUGGGCCUCAAGGCUUGAAGGGCGAUCAAGGCCUUCCUGGUCCAGCUGGUCCUCCGGGGCUUCAGGGCAAGUCUGGUAUUGCUGGGCAGCCUGGCCUGAGAGGAGAAACUGGACCACAAGGACCUGCCGGGCCACCAGGGGAGAGGGGUCUCCAGGGCUUUUCAGGCCGUGCAGGAAAUGCCGGACCCCCUGGACCUGCUGGUCCUCCUGGACAGGCAGGCUCUCCCGGUACCAACGGCUUCAAAGGGGACAAGGGGGAGGGUGGCAUUGGAGUCCCCGGUCCCAGAGGAGAGAGAGGAGAACCAGGCCUGAGAGGAGAGGAGGGCCGCGCCGGCUUGGAUGGAGAGAGGGGGCCAUCGGGUCCUCCGGGGAACCGUGGUGGUCGAGGAGAGAAGGGGGACAUUGGACUGCAAGGUGACAAAGGAGAGAAGGGGGACACGGUGCUGGUGGGAGGACCUGCUGGAGAAAAGGGCGCUAAAGGAGAAACAAGUGACAGAGGACCCAAAGGCGUGCAGGGAGAAAAAGGUGUAAAAGGUCAAGACGGCCCUGUAGGGGAGCAGGGUCUGCGGGGGGAGCCGGGAGAAAGAGGAUCCAUUGGAUUCCCAGGGGCCCGAGGCCCCGGUGGACAAAAGGCGAGUAACGCUGAGCAUGGAUGGUUGUUGUGA